Molecule: messenger RNA, 1755 nt
Organism: Colletotrichum karsti
Lineage: Eukaryota; Fungi; Ascomycota; Sordariomycetes; Glomerellales; Glomerellaceae
Product: FAD binding domain-containing protein
Exons: 5
Coding region: 1-1755 (584 amino acids)
Molecular function (GO): oxidoreductase activity; FAD binding
Source: RefSeq, a predicted model, not a curated record
AUGGCCUCCUUCACUCCCCUGCACCGACUCUUCGCAUCCCUGGCGUUCGCGCCGUGGGCAUACGCAGCCUCGUGCAGGUCAUCCCCGGGCGCCGCUGACUGGCCUCCCGCAGAAUCCUGGGCCCGCCUCGAUGAGUCUCUCGGGGGGAGACUGCUGCGACCGGCUCCUCCGGGAGCUGUCUGCCAUCCCGGACAGCCCGUCUACGACGUCGACGGGUGCGCCGCCGCCGCGGCCGGGUGGAGCGAGCGCGACUUCCACGUCGCCGACCCCGUCUCCGUCAUGUGGGACAACUGGAGUAAUGACACCUGCCUUCCUGACCCGGCUCAUCUGUGUCGCUCUGGCGGAUACUCUGCGUUCGUCGUGAACGCGACGACGCCGGAGCACGUCAAGCUCGGCGUCGAUUUUGCUCGGGAGAAUAACGUGAGGUUGAACGUCAAGAGCACCGGCCAUGAUUACCUCGGCCGUUCGGUGGCUCCGGGAUCCUUGUCCAUCUGGAUGCAUCACAUGCAGGAUAUCGAGUACCACGAUGGCAGGUUUCAACUGGACGGUAGUGAUGUGGUUAUUGAGGGGAACGCGGUGACUGUAGGUGGCGGCACGGAGAUGGGCAACGUACAGAAAGCCGUGGCCGAGCACGGCCAGGCUAUCGUCGGGGGCGGAUGCGCAUCGGUGGGAGUGGGAGGUUACACAGCUGGAGGCGGCCACUCGCUGCUUUCGCCGCGUUACGGCAUGGCCGCGGACAAUGUUCUGCAGAUGGAAGUGGUGACGCCAAAGGGUGAGAUACUGACGAUUAACGAGGCCCAGAAUGCCGAUUUGUUCUGGGCUAUGCGGGGCGGCGGCGGCUCGACCUUCGGUGUAAUCACGUCCAUCACCUUCUCGACACAUCCCUCGCCUUCAAUCAUCCAUAGCACGUGGGCUCUUCUCAUCGAGCCCGAAGCCCCCUAUUUCCCCGACCUUCUCGCCUACGUCCUGUCCCAGUGGCCCGCGCUUGAAGAGGGCGGCAUGUCGAUGUACUGCACCUCCCAGAGCUCGCCCAUGGUGAACCCCUUCCCCAUCGAAGGACUCCCCUCGCAAAUCGCAGGCAUCAUGGGCGUCUCCCUACUCCAGGACACCGACCGACAAGCCAUGGUCGACCUCUGGCGACCCAUCAACGAGACGAUCUCCCAGCGCUGGCCCGGCGCGACCUUUGUCCAGCAGAUCGAGGAACACCCGUCGUGGAUCUCGUGGUUCGACAAGUACCAGGAUACCAGGGACGUCGGGGGCAACACCAUCUUCGCGUCGCGGCUCCUCGACAGGGAGGCGCUGACGGCCGACGUGGACGCUCUGGCCGGGGCGGUCAAGACCGUGACUGACAAGGUGACCCGUCUGACGACGUUCUUGGUCUCUGGGAAGGGGGUUCACGAGGCGGUCCCGCGAGGCGGUGGGAAUGCGGUGCUUCCUGCGUGGAGGGAGGCGUAUGUUCACGCGAUUGCGACUACCCGUUUCCCUUCGUUCAAUGCCACGGCAAAGGAAGAGGCCAUUGAGACUCUUGACGCAGCAGUUGAGGGGCUAAGGCAGCUGGCGCCGGACACUGGUUCCUACCUGAACGAGGGCUCUGUCUACGAGAAGGAUUGGCAAAAAGCUUACUGGGGCGAGAACUACGACCGGCUGCUCAGGAUCAAAAAGGACGUUGAUCCAGAUGACGUCUUCUGGUGUGAACCCUGCGUCGGUAGCGAGGGGUGGAAAAUGGUAGACGAUGGACGGCUGUGUAAAACCUAG